CAGAGUGGUUUGGCUGCUCAGCGUAGACUUGUCAUCGGUUUGCUCGUCGACUGCGGCUCUAUAUUGGGCAGCAGAAGCGGCGCUGUGAACGAAGAAGUGGCCUAAGACUUUGGCUUAAGGAAGAGAUGGCCCGAACCAAGCAGACUGCGCGUAAGUCGACGGGUGGAAAAGCGCCCCGCAAACAGCUGGCAACUAAAGCCGCCAGGAAAAGCGCCCCCUCUACCGGCGGGGUGAAAAAGCCUCAUCGCUACAGGCCCGGGACCGUGGCGCUGCGAGAAAUCCGUCGCUAUCAGAAGUCGACAGAGCUGCUGAUCCGGAAGCUGCCUUUCCAGAGGCUGGUGAGGGAGAUCGCCCAGGAUUUCAAGACCGACUUGAGGUUUCAGAGCGCUGCCAUCGGCGCCCUGCAGGAGGCUAGUGAAGCGUACCUGGUGGGGUUAUUUGAAGAUACUAAUCUGUGUGCCAUCCACGCCAAGAGAGUCACCAUCAUGCCCAAAGACAUCCAGUUGGCUCGCCGGAUACGGGGGGAGAGAGCAUAAGCGAAGGCAGUUUUUAUGGUGUUUUGUAGUAAAUUCUGUAAAAUAAAAAAAAAG
Erinaceus europaeus (western European hedgehog) is the source of this 590-nucleotide messenger RNA. RefSeq names its product histone H3.3A. Lineage: Eukaryota; Metazoa; Chordata; Mammalia; Eulipotyphla; Erinaceidae. Gene Ontology annotation, cellular component: nucleosome. The coding region runs from base 126 to 536 and encodes 136 amino acids. Gene Ontology annotation, molecular function: protein heterodimerization activity; structural constituent of chromatin; DNA binding. The record is from RefSeq and is a predicted model, not a curated record. The transcript has a single exon.